AGCAGCAAGUCGACUGCUGGCCGCGUAACAGUAAACACACCCACGAGCGGACGGACGUGCACGGAGCGAAAGAAGGUGGCAGUUCCAUGGAAACGAGCUCCCACCAAAGAGUUAUUGUUUUUUAAGAACACCAGCCAGCACAGCGGCAAUACAAAUAUUGUGUGCCAUUCAAAGAGAACAGCUGAGCCACACGCUGCUUUUCACGCUGUUCCGUUUUUUAUUUACGGCACUUGCUGUUUGCUGUUUGCUGUCCGUAUCCGUCGCUUGUCGUCGUGUUUGAACUCUCUUUUUGUUACUGUGCAUUUAUUGUUGAACUCUCUGUGCUGCACAUACGGCAGGCAAAAGUGUUAGAAUUCGCAGAUCAUCAAGACAUCUGCUGCUGCCCUGUGAUAUCCAGCAUCCAGCACACUCGAAGGCAAAUUGGCAACAAGUUUACCCCCCAGAUCAAAUCGCGCCACAAUGGAAAAAUCCAGCUUAACGGAGAAGAAUCACACCCAAGUGUACAAUGACACGACGAAGCCAAAGAAGCCCAAGCGUCGCGACAAGAGCGAUCUGGGUCCGGAUUUUGUGGCGCCCGACGGCGGAUGGGGCUGGGUGGUCUGUCUGGCAGCCGGUUUGAAUAACUUCUUCCUUUUCCCGGCCCUGCAGCAGUAUGGCCUGAUCUACAAGGCGCGGAUGGGGGCCCUGGGCUUCGAUGACCAGGAAACCACGAUCAUUGUGAACGUGGUGAUGGCCGUCUCCUCGCUAGUGGGCAUUGUCAAUGGCGCCAUGUUCCGGCGGUUCACGUUCCGUCAGGUGGCCUUGACCGGCACCACUCUGGCCUUCCUGGGCGUCUUCAUGUCGUCCUACUGCACCACCUUCUGGCAGUAUAUCUUCUGCCUUUCGGUGGUAUUUGGCACCGGUUUGGGUCUUGCCAUGGCAGCCACCUCGCUGGCGGUCAAUACGUACUUCAAGCUGAAGAGGCGUCGCGCCACGGGCUUCUCGUGGACGAUCACUGGCGCGGGACCCAUAUUCUUUCCGCAGCUGUCCACCCUCCUGCUGGGCUACUAUGGAGCCCAGGGCACCAUUCUGAUCUACUCUGGCAUCGCGAUGAAUGCCAUUCUCUGCGCUCUGACCCUGCAGCCUGUGCUGUGGCAUGUGAAGAAGCCCGAGAAACAAGUUCCAAUCACAAUCGAGGGCAUUUCCGAGACGGAGAAGCUGCAGCCAGAACUGCUGGAGGCCAAUGGCAAUCUGUUAUCUCCCAGCAAUGAUCCGUGGAAGGAUUACGAGUGCAAGUACUGUCAGUAUCAGAAACGCUCCAAGCGAGGCAUCUUCUCGUCCCAAUACCUCUUCAAUGUCGAUGAUCCCGAGCGGCCUGGCUACGAGAUCACCGAGCCGGGCACUCCCAUGUUGGCCCGCGCCAAUGAUGGCUGGUUUGGAUCCAAGCUCUCCCUGACCUCGGAGAGCGUGGGAGGACCUCGCUGUCGCACUCGCCAGGCGCUGAUGCGUCAGGUGUCGUCCAAAAGUCGUGAGAAUCUCGAUAGAAUGGAACAAAAUCGACAUGACCAGGGUCCAGACACUCCAACCGCUGCGCCCUUGUACAAGCCGAACUACUUCAAUCGCGAGCGCGAGGACCUCGAUCGCUAUGCCAGCAAGACGAGCGUGUAUUCCCGGCCUGGUCAGGAUGAGCUGCAGCGCUGCACCUGUGCCGAGGACAAGGUACUGCUGCAAAAGACCGCCGAAUCGCUGCAGGUGGACCUGCUCAACAAUGUGGCCGACGAGAUCGCCGAGGAGGAGGCCAAGCAGCGCAUGACCUUCUUCCAGAAGGUGAGCAAGUUCUUCGAUCUGGACCUUCUGUGCGACUUCACAUUCGUCAACCUGGCCAUUGGCAUGAGCAUCAUGAUGUUUGGCGAGAUGAACUUCUCGGUGCUGACCCCAUUCAUCCUGGGCAGCUUCGGGUACACGGAUACACAGACCUCGCUGGUGAUGUCGCUGCUGGCCUGCAUGGAUGUGACGGUGCGGUUCCUCGCUCCGCUGGCCUUGGAGAAGGUGAAGCUGGAUAACCGUGUGCUGUUCGCCUUCGGUAUCCUCUGCAUCGCCGUGGGCCGCGUGGUGGUGGCCUUCACCAAGUCCUACGAGGUCAUGAUCGGCGUCUUCCUGCUGAUCGGCUUCGGCAAGGCAUUCCGCACCAUCUUCUCACCUCUGAUCAUACCCAGCUACGUCCCGCUGAGCCGCUUGCCAGCUGCAUCUGGUCUGCAGCUCAUCUUCAACACCAUGUUCUCCUUCACCAUGGGCCCCGUUCUUGGUAUCAUAACGAAGGCCUAUGGCUAUGCAGCCACCAUCCACACCAUCAAUGCACUCACUGUAUUGGCUCUACUCCUCUGGCUAACUGAGUCCGUGGUGCGCCGCAUUUUGGGUAAACCCUCCAAAGGAUUGGGUCAAUAGAAGUCGCCUUUAUACCAAGCCGAAUUGAAAGUGCGAUAAUGCGAUAAUGCGACGAGUGGCAGCUCAAAAACCUUCGUCGGAACUGAACUACUUGCGUGUGUCCAUCCCAGUGUGCGAGAUCAUGAUCAUGGCUAACUUGGAGCUGUAGACAUAACCUAGUCCAUACUUCCCGAUCGAUUUGUGUGAAUAGUAUUACUUGAGCGUAAAGAUACCUAAGAAUCAUAUCUCUUAACUAGCUCAUAAUCACCCAUCGCUACCUAAACUUACGGUCCAUUUUUUUUUUAGCUUUUGAUACUCGUACUAGAAUAAUUGAAUGUACUUAGUGAUACGUGAUAAGUGUAAUAAUAUUGUCUUGCAGUUGAUAAAAAUAUAUAUAUGUAUAUGUAUAUUAGUUAGAAAAAAGUAUCGCAAUUGUGCAAAAGUGAACACUUUUUGUUAAGUGGCCAAUUUGAAAUACACCAUGGUUUGAAUAUGUGAGCCAACAUAUUUAUCAAAUGAGAAUUUAAACUA
This is a messenger RNA of Drosophila teissieri, 2934 nucleotides long. RefSeq lists its product as uncharacterized. The record is from RefSeq and is a predicted model, not a curated record. NCBI's taxonomy places the organism in Eukaryota, Metazoa, Arthropoda, Insecta, Diptera, Drosophilidae. Gene Ontology annotation, biological process: monocarboxylic acid transport; transmembrane transport. The coding region runs from base 460 to 2424 and encodes 654 amino acids. Gene Ontology annotation, molecular function: monocarboxylic acid transmembrane transporter activity. The transcript has 5 exons.